This is a messenger RNA of Crotalus tigris (Tiger rattlesnake), 5345 nucleotides long. It is a transcript of the gene GLYR1, whose product is annotated as glyoxylate reductase 1 homolog. The transcript has 16 exons. Lineage: Eukaryota; Metazoa; Chordata; Lepidosauria; Squamata; Viperidae. The coding region runs from base 234 to 1910 and encodes 558 amino acids. Gene Ontology annotation, molecular function: oxidoreductase activity, acting on the CH-OH group of donors, NAD or NADP as acceptor; NAD binding; NADP binding. The record is from RefSeq and is a predicted model, not a curated record.
CCCCUCGCAGCUCUUCCGAACCUUCCCUGCCUGAGGGAGAAGGAGGAGGAGGAGGCGGAGGAGGAGCGGGCGGUUCGCGAGCUUGCCGCUGAGGAGGAGGAGGAGGCGGCGGCGGCGGCGGCGCAGCGGCGCCCGAGCGAGGGAGCGAGCGAGCCGGGGGUCGCCAGGGGGCGGGCGGCGCGACGAGGGUGUGGCGGCCGAGGCGCAGCGACGGUGCCGGCUGGGUCGGGAAGAUGGCGGCGGCGGCGGCGGCAGCGGCGGCGACGGCGGCGCCGCCUGUGAACCUGCGGCUGGGAGACCUGGUGUGGGGGAAGCUGGGGCGAUAUCCUCCUUGGCCAGGAAAGAUUGUUAACCCACCAAAGGACCUGAAGAAGCCACGUGGGAAGAAGUGCUUCUUUGUGAAGUUUUUUGGAACUGAAGACCAUGCUUGGAUUAAAGUAGAGCAGCUGAAACCUUACCAUGCCCACAAAGAAGAAAUGAUCAAAAUUAACAAAGGCAAGAGGUUCCAGCAAGCUGUGGAUGCUGUGGAAGAAUUCCUCAAGAAAGGAAAAGGCAAGGACCAGGCGUCUUCCCAUAACUCCACUGAAGAGAAGAGCCGGCGGAAUCCCAGUGAAGAGAAGGGGAAGCAGUCAGUGGGAGAGGAGAAACACAAAGCUGGGUUGUCAGAAAGGACACCGAAAAAGCGAGCCGCCUCUGUGUCCUCUGAGCGAGGAUCGAAACCCCCCCUGAAGAGAAUGUACAAGCAAAGCCCCCGGAAGCGAGGGCGCCCUCCCAAAGACGAGAAGGACAUGACAAUUCCUGAGUCAAGCACAGUGAAGAAAAUGAUGACUGGCACCAUGGCUGGCUUUAAGUGGCCACAGAGUGUAAGCGAGCCUGUGAAAGAUGGUGACCCUCAUUUCCAUCACUUUCUGCUUAGCCAAACUGAAAAGCCAACAGUUUGCUAUCAGGCCAUCACAAAGAAGCUGAAGGUGUGUGAAGAGGAAACUGGGUCCACUUCUAUCCAGGCAGCAGACAGCACAGCUAUCAAUGGCAGCAUCACUCCUACAGACAAGAAGAUAGGCUUCCUCGGUCUCGGCCUGAUGGGCAGUGGCAUUGUCUCCAACUUAAUAAAAAUGGGUCACACCGUCACGGUCUGGAAUCGGACCGCUGAGAAGUGUGAUUUGUUCAUCCAGGAGGGGGCACGGUUGGGAAGAACCCCCGCUGAAGUAGUUUCAACCUGCGAUAUCACUUUUGCCUGCGUAUCUGACCCAAAAGCAGCCAAGGAUCUGGUGCUUGGUCCCAGUGGAGUACUCCAGGGCAUCCGUCCAGGGAAGUGCUACGUCGACAUGUCAACCGUGGAUGCAGACACUGUUACGGAAUUGGCUCAGGUGAUCGUCUCCAGAGGUGGUCGCUUCCUGGAAGCCCCAGUCUCAGGGAACCAACAGCUGUCCAAUGACGGGAUGCUGGUGAUAUUAGCGGCUGGAGACAGAGGCUUGUAUGAAGACUGCAGUAGCUGUUUCCAAGCAAUGGGGAAGACUUCAUUCUUCCUAGGAGAAGUAGGGAAUGCGGCCAAGAUGAUGCUGAUCGUGAACAUGGUCCAAGGAAGCUUCAUGGCCACAAUAGCAGAGGGGCUGACUUUGGCUCAGGUCACCGGUCAGUCCCAGCAAACCCUUCUGGACAUCCUCAAUCAGGGACAGCUUGCCAGCAUCUUCCUGGAUCAGAAGUGCCAAAAUAUCCUGCAAGGAAACUUCAAGCCUGAUUUCUACCUGAAAUACAUCCAGAAGGAUCUCAGAUUAGCCAUUGCACUGGGCGAUUCGGUUAAUCAUCCAACUCCCAUGGCAGCUGCAGCCAACGAGGUCUACAAACGGGCAAAAGCGUUGGACCAGUCUGACAACGACAUGUCUGCUGUGUACAGGGCCUACAUCCACUAGGCUAUCCUCUUCUCAUUGUUAAUACUAUGAUUAAUUAUAAUGAUGAAUACUGGGUUUUAACUCUGGACCAGUCCAUCUUUGUCUCUCUCCUCCUCUCCUUUCUCCUUACUCCCACCUACUCCCCUCCCCUUUUUUUUCCUUUUUAAUACAAAACCUCUUUUUUUUGAGAGCUGCCACAAGGACAGUUGCUACAGUAUGCCUUCCUGUGUCAUCUGCAGCAGCAGUAGAAAGAUUGGACAACACCCCUUGGGAGUCAUAGAAUGGAAUAGCCCCCCCUCCCCUCAAUAAUGCUGCUUGGCUUUAAUCCCAGUUCUCAUUGUAUGUGUGUCCCUGGAUAUGGAUGUCCCUUUACCUGGGUGGUUUUGACAAUUGGGGUGGGAUUCUGGCACACCUGUGUUUUUUUUUUCCUUGGAGAAAAAGAUUAGAACAGUAGAUGUGAGGGGUAAAUUAAUAUAGCGCCUGGCCAUAGUUCCCUAACAGAAAAAGAACAGUUUGCAUCCAGGCCUUCUCCAUGGAAACAGCUUUUAUAAAUGAGAGAACCAGUCUUUUAUUUAAUUCCAAUUCAAAAUGAGUCUCUGACACGUAGGAUGUCUCUGCAGGCUCUUAAUUCCCAAAUGGUUUAUCUAUUCUGACCGCAUUUGUAAAAUGAUUUGACCUGCCUGUGCUUCACAGAAUAGAUUUGUAGAGGGCAUUUAAAAAAAAAAAAGGUAGAACAUUUAGAGUCUUCUUUCAGGUUCAUCUUGGAGAAUUAGCACCCUGAAUGUACACAUCUUUGCUCCUAAUAUUUGCAAGGAUGAUUUGGUCUUGACGAGUGUUGCCCGUUAGUCAGGGGAGAAAAAAAGAUACUUUGAUAUAAAGAAUUUGACUUCCAUGUUUUUCUUUCUGAAAAACGGAAGAUACACAUAAGGUGAACUAGAAAUCCUGCUUGCAAGUAAUGUAAUGAAAGAUUCAGCAAGCUACAAACUGAUACAGCUUAAUACUUUGUUGAAAUAACAGAGUAAUCUUAGAAUACCGAAGCGCAUCAGCACAUUCCAACAGAAUUGUGAUGCUUUUUUCAGUGUCAAACGUCAGUAUUAAUUUUGAAAGAAAGCCCUUUGCUCAAGCUUGGAAUGCAUACAUCAGAAAGGGUUGGAAACAAUUCUGGGUUCAUGCAGAGACUUUCACAUUUGCAUAAACAGCUCAAAAGCUCAGCACCCAGAUACCGAGUCCGCUUCAUUGUGCAUUUCAGACUGAUGAACGUCUCUUGCCAGUAUUUAAAUUUUCACAGUGCAAAUGUGACAUCCAUCCCUUUGAACCUUGGGUUGAUCUCCAAGCAAUCUGGAUAUGCUGGCCCAUUCUGAGUGCAGGUGCAGAAGAUCCAGAGUUUUAGUUGAUAUAUUAAAAGUUUUAGUUGAUAUAUUAAAAAAAGUAGGCAUAAGCAUACUCUGCUCUUGCUACAGCACAUACUCCUUAUAUAGUUUUUUUUCCUCUUCUGUGGUACUGACAAUCCACCUUAAAAAAGGACGUUAGUUUUUGUCCCUGUCCAGGGGUUUCUUAGCUCCCAAUAGCUAUCUGCCUGCUUUUUCCCACAGUGAAGUGUAUCUUGUUAAUGGAAAUGAACUCCUUAUGAGUAAGUGAAGCUUUUAAGGACAACCAGUAUCUGUCAGGAGGAGCAAAUGAAUCUGGGGGGAGAUGACCUUACUCAGGAUGGUUGUUCUUUAGGCAGUAAAUUACACCAGGAAGCUACUCUUCCAAAGACCUUCUAAAGCAGGGACGUCCAAAGACCUAUGGACUUCAGCUGCCAGAAUUCCCCAGCCAGCAUUGUUGGGGAAUUGAAUUCUAGGAGUUUGAAGUCCACAGGUCUUAAAGAUUGUUAGGAAAAGGACAGGGAGACCCUUCUGAGAUUUUGUGAGAACCUUGCAGUCCGUGAACAGAAUGAACAGAAAUAGUUCCCAGAAUAUUUUAUUUUGCCUCCCAAGAAAAAACAUGCAAAUGGAACUAGGAAUUGCAACUACAGUAUAAGAGAACUGCAGCGUCUUCCAUUCAAUCUAUCUUGUGGUUUUUCUGUCAGAAGAAAGAUCUGAAGGGUGCGGUCACUUCUGCAGGACUGCACAGUUAGUGAUACCCCAAGGGGGAACAACUCAAAACGCUAAUAAGAGCUUGGAACUGCUGGCCCAUUUCAUGUCUUUUUUUUUUUUAGAAGGACACCCGUGUUUUCUUUCAUUUGCAGCCAAACAGUUUAUGUAAACUGGGCUUUGCAACAUCCAAUUUUAUGGGUCAAAGCAUCCAUUAGUCUACCAGUUUUACAUUGCAAUAUAUUUGCUGGUUUUAAGGUGCCAUGGGACUCCUUUCCUACUUCGUCUUUCUGCUCUGAGAGCCAGCUUUGAUCAAUUCUUGGUUGGGGUGUCCUUAAAUUUGACCUGGCAGUGGCACAGGAGGGGAAGCGUUUGUUACAGGAGAAUACGAUGGAACUGGCUUAGUCAUUGUUGUCUUAAUAUUGUUGACAAUACUGUAAAGUUUCUUUUUUUUAAAAUGGGAUUUCUGUUUUAGCAGUUGCUUUUUUUUGUUGUUCCCUCCUUUUUCAAGAUAAAAUAUAUUUACACUUGUGGAGAGCUUGUAAGAAAAAAAAAUCUGUUUCUUUUAAUUCCUUCUCCUUUGAUGAAUGAUCUAUAGGUAAUUAAGGUUGUGAAUUUUUUUUUUAAAUUUUUGCCUUGUUUUUAAUUAAUGUUUUGUCAUUGAGAUAGGAUGUGUGGUGAUGAUUAAAUGGCAAACACAGACAAAAUCAUUUUUUUUUUCUUGUGCAAUUAACAAAGCUACUGGCAAAAGGAAAUAAAACCUUUCUUGGUAACACAGUGCUGCUUGUUGCUCUAAAGUAUUCUUCUUUCCUAACUGCAUACUUUGGGGGAAGAAUUAGAAUACGAACCUCCCAUUCCCCAAACACAAAAAUGGUAAUAGAUGCAUUAGUCAAGAGUAUAAAUUUGUGUAUAACUUCAAGGAUGAGGGAAUGGAAAAACUUUGGAAAGGAUGAAUGCCAUUAAUAAAAGUAAAGAAUAUACUGCAAAUUUGAAAAUUUGAUGGUGAGACCAGGAUGUACGGAGAUUGGUAAAAACUCCUGUUUAAUCAUCAAUUACAGUGUACAAACCACAACAGCUGGGGUUCUACCACACACCAGUUUCCUUUGCAAUGACAACUUUGUAGUUUAUUUUAGUAAUAUUGUUUGAAAAUAUAUAAAAAAAACAGAAAAACUCUUUUAACAUUUGAAAUGAGAUGGAAAGAAUUGAACUGUUUAUUUUACAGGGUGGCUAGGAAGAGUUACAGAAUUGACUUGUUGACCUUGUUCUUCGUCUAAGUGGUUAUAUUAGAAGAAAAAUGAGAAAAAUCUCCAGUAUUUAUGUAUUUAUUUAUAAACAUUAGAAAAUAAAAUCAUUUGCUUACUAAAUAAUUAGCUAUGUUGAA